Molecule: messenger RNA, 990 nt
Organism: Sciurus carolinensis (gray squirrel)
Lineage: Eukaryota; Metazoa; Chordata; Mammalia; Rodentia; Sciuridae
Gene: Senp8
Product: SUMO peptidase family member, NEDD8 specific
Exons: 2
Coding region: 169-807 (212 amino acids)
Biological process (GO): proteolysis
Molecular function (GO): deNEDDylase activity; cysteine-type peptidase activity
Source: RefSeq, a predicted model, not a curated record
ACAUUCACUCUCCACUAGAGAGGAAUGUCGCAAGGCUGGGGAAAGAAACUCUGGGUUUGCGACGUUAGCUCUCGCUUUCCGGCCAACACUGAGGUGCUUGAAGGCUGGUUGGGGUGGUGAGGCCUGAGGCAGCUCCUGGAUUUUCUGAGCAGCCUUGGACAGUACAAAAUGGACCCUGUAGUCUUGAGUUAUAUGGACAGUCUACUGCGACAAUCAGAUGUCUCUCUAUUAGAUCCUCCAAGCUGGCUCAAUGACCAUAUUAUUGGAUUUGCCUUUGAGUACUUUGCCAACAGUCAGUUUCGUGACUGUUCUGACCACGUCUGCUUCAUCAGCCCCGAAGUCACCCAGUUCAUCAAAUGCACUAGCAGCCCAUCAGAAAUUGCCAUGUUCCUUGAACCCUUGGAACUUCCACACAAGAAAGUUGUAUUUUUAGCCAUCAAUGAUAACUCUAAUGAGGCAGCUGGGGGAACCCACUGGAGUUUGUUAGUUUAUCUCCAAGAUAAAAAUAGCUUUUUUCAUUAUGAUUCCCAUAGCCGAAGCAACUCAUUUCAUGCAAAGCAGGUAGCAAAGAAACUAGAGGCUUUCUUAGGCAGAAAAGGAGACAAACUGGUCUUUGUGGAAGAGAAAGCCCCUGCUCAACAAAACAGCUAUGACUGUGGGAUGUAUGUGAUAUGUAACACUGAGGCUUUGUGUCAGAACUUCUUUAGGCAACAGCCAGAAUCACUACUGCAGCUACUUACCCCUACAUACAUCACAAAGAAGAGGGAAGAAUGGAAAAAUCUAAUUGCCAGACUUGCUAAAAAUUAGUUACUGAAGAAUAUCUGUGACUUUUGAAGUCUCCUCUUUCUGCCCUUCCCCAUACUUUCGAUGACCCGUCUCAGUGCCUGAGGGAAGAUGCUUGGUAGAGGAAGCUUAAUUUAAAAAAAAAAAAAAAGAAGAAGAAGAAGAAUGUUAUCCUCUGCAUUAUUCUAAUAGAAAGUUUCACUUUAA